This is a messenger RNA of Hymenoscyphus albidus, 680 nucleotides long. The record is from the annotation of a GenBank genome assembly. Lineage: Eukaryota; Fungi; Ascomycota; Leotiomycetes; Helotiales; Helotiaceae.
AUGAAAUUCACAGCCCCCCUCUUCUUAGCUAUUACAGCUUUUUCGGCGAGCAUCAACGGCGUAGCUAUCCCGACGGAUUCGAAUGUGGAGAUUGUGAUUAAUGUGAAAGUAAGAAUACAUCCCCCUCUCCCUCAUUUUUAUUCCUCUAAUACUCUGUUCCUCUAUUCCUCUGAACUGCGACGAAGAAAUCAUUUGAGGCUUCGAGGACUAACUAAUAUGGUAAAAUAGGACGAUCCUCAAACGCAAAACUCCCCCCACGCCCGAGUCUUCAACGCCGAGACGCUUGACCAACCACUUGGGACGGAACUCUUCUGUUUGGGUGAGAAUAGUAUGUACACAUUUCCUCUUUCCUUUUUCCUCUUUCCUUUUUCCUCUUUCCUCAUCAACAACACUCAUCCCCUUCUUUCUCAUCAACCAUCCUAUCCACUAUCAAUAAUCUCUUCAUAUUUUCUUUCCAGAACAGAGACAGUUGUAGUUACUAACAAGAAAUAGUCCCAUGCAACACAGCCUUCGGCUUCGGCUGCUGCGAAGGCCUCCAAUGCGGCGUUACCAAGACCCUUUUCGGUCCGUUUUAUCAGUGUACGAAACCGAAGUAUCCUUGGGAGAGUGCGGUGGGUGGGUAUAAGGAGUUGCGUGCUAGAGGUGAGGGGAUGGAGGGUGUGGAUGUGAGUGUUGAAUAG